CUAGAAUUAUGUUGCUAAUCACUGUUGCUCAGUGUUCAUCUGCCGCCCUCUUCCCCCACUGAUCAACCAUUGUACCCUCCACACCGACAUAUCGACCGCCUUUAGUGCCGCGUGGCGCCCACGUCGCUCUUCAUCUCCUUUCAGUCUGGGUCCGACGGCCAUCGUUGCCCGGAAAAGUGGCACCAUGACUUUCCUAGUCCCACUCGCCACAAAAAAGCGCCAGAGAGCCUUUGCCAAACGAUCUCGCACCGGCUGUCGAACCUGUCGACAUCGCCGGAUCAAAUGUGAUGAGACCCCCGGGCAAUGCAGGAAUUGCACCUCCACGGGUCGUCACUGUGAAGGUUACGACACGGCCCGUAAGCAGUGGGCCCCAGACCCGGCCACUACCACCGCUAGUCGCGGUCCCGGGGCCCCCCGGCUGCCCCGGCUGGCCGCGGGGGUCCACUCCUCCUUGACCUCGGCCGAGCGCCAGGGCAUCCAUUAUUUUCAGCAUUGCACCAUCCCAACUCUCGUCGGGUUCUAUGAUUCUGCCUUGUGGGAGAAGCUAAGUCUUCAAAUCAGCCACGCUGAGCCGGCCGUCUGUCAUGCUUCUAUUGCCCUGAGUGCCGUCCAUCGCGGGUUUCCGCUGGGAGGACCCCUCCAAAAAGAGUGGUAUCACUUCGCGUUCGAGCAGCUGGAACGGUCGUUUCGCUUGCUUAUGCGCCGUCGGGCUUCGCAGGAUCCGCAAUUUACUAAUGUUGUGCUCUUGUGCUGUGUGAUGUUUGUGGCGCUCGAGUUCAUGGUGGGGGAGUAUGAAAACGCCUUUCGGCAUUUGCAGGGUGGUUUGCAGAUUUUGAAACACGGGAAGAGACAAACCUAUAGGGGUACAAGCCCGUUCGUUGAACAGUGUCUGGUGGACACGUUUGCAUGUUUGGAUAUCCAGUGCGCGUAUUUCGGCAGCGGAGACCGCGUGUUAUGUGAAGGUCCUGAGGAUUCGGGCUUCCAUCACGACGUGGAGGAUCCCCCAUUAUGGCGCUUCAAGUCAGUCCACGAGGCACGUCAGGCAUUGGAGCCAAGCACCGGCGAUGUCAUUCAAUUCUGUGGACUCCGAGUCACGGCAGGGUACAAGGAAUCUCCCAUGCCCCGGCAACUUGAAAUUCUCACUCGCUUGGACCGGUACCUUGAUGCUCUGACUGAGUUUCGUCACGAAUACGCUGACCGACUCAGUCCAAAGGAUAUCAAGGGUGUGAAAUUACUAGAGCUGGAAGCCUUAGGAGCGAGAGCAUCGCUCCAAGUCAUUCCGUACUUUAACUGCGAUCCUGCCUUGGACCAGUAUACGGAUGACUUUGAACUCUUGCUCUCUCUGUCAGAGGCUGUGCUACGCGAGAAUUGGGAUAUCCCACGAGUUAGUAUGGAUAUUGGGGUGAUUCCACCUCUGUACCUGGUGGCUAAGCGAAGCGAGGACUACGACCUGCGGUGGCGGGCAAUUCAGCUGCUUCAGUCCUGUCCACACCAGGAAGGACCCUGGGAUGCGGCUCUGCUUGCUCGGAUUGCAAUAGAGAUAAUCAGGAUUGAAGCUGUGGUUGCUCUGGAGAGAAAAGGCUCGGUUGCAGCAGCUCAGUUCCGCCAGAAACCUCCUGCUUUUGGAGGCUUUGUGAUGAUGUCGGAUGACCGUCGCCAUUUCCGGGUGCCAUUUCUGGUCGGAAAGGUCGAGAAGCACUGGUGUUUUGACCUGGAUGAUCAGCAGUCGGGGGUUAAAUCUAUGCCUGUGCCGGGGGAGAGUGCUGCUGGUUGGCACCGAGUGAUCCCGAGCCAUCUUCGGUUCGUGGAGUAGUCGAGGAUCUCUAUAGCAUGUACGGCAGGCCUACAGCCGGUUUUAAC
Aspergillus ibericus CBS 121593 is the source of this 1860-nucleotide messenger RNA. RefSeq names its product Zn(II)2Cys6 transcription factor. The coding region runs from base 185 to 1813 and encodes 542 amino acids. Gene Ontology annotation, biological process: regulation of DNA-templated transcription. The transcript is spliced from 2 exons. NCBI's taxonomy places the organism in Eukaryota, Fungi, Ascomycota, Eurotiomycetes, Eurotiales, Aspergillaceae. Gene Ontology annotation, molecular function: DNA-binding transcription factor activity, RNA polymerase II-specific; zinc ion binding. The record is from RefSeq and is a predicted model, not a curated record.